Medioppia subpectinata is the source of this 2897-nucleotide messenger RNA. The record is from the annotation of a GenBank genome assembly. Lineage: Eukaryota; Metazoa; Arthropoda; Arachnida; Sarcoptiformes; Oppiidae.
AAGUGUUACAAACAAUACGAUUGAAAACAUUGUGUGACGUAAGGAGUGGCGAGUGUUUUGUUGACAACUGUUGUGACACAUCCCGUGUCAGAGAGACCUCAAUCUCAUUGAACAUCUCAUCCCAAACUCCUAUUCAAAUGUAUUGUCCAUUCGUUGCACACAAUCGCAUGCAUUGGGCCGUAGUUUGAGUCGUGAGUGUCUCUCGCAUACCAUACCAUACAAUACAUACUACUCUCGCUAUACGUAACGCCACACAACAUAUGGACAACUAUUGGUUUACAUAGUGCUGGUAACACAAGUGGUUAAUAAUUAAUAAUAAUAACUAAUACCUCGUGCGAAGAGCGAUGGCAAUGGACAGGGAUUACUACCGGGGCUUGUCGUCAGUAUUGGGCGGUUUUCUCAUACACUUAACGUUAGGCACGUUUUACACGUUGGGAAAUGUGAACACAUAUAUGACAUCAUAUAUCAGGCAUACUGUGGACCCGACGGCCACUUAUGCCAACUCUAUUUGGGUCAACGCGGCCUUCAUGUUAGGCCAGGGGUCGCUCAUGACUGUCGGCGGACUACUCGAGGUCAGACUCGGGCCCCGCUGGACGUGUCUCUUGGGAUCGAUUGUGUUCAGCGGAUCCAUAGCGUUGACGUAUCUGACGGUUCAGAUGGGAUUUGUAUACGUGGUGUUUAGCUAUGGCUUUCUGGCCAGUCUUGGAGUGGGCAUCGCAUACGUGGCUCCUCUCGCCGCCGGAAUGAAGUGGUUUCCGGAGCGUAAAGGUCUGGUGAAUGGGAUAACAGUUGGCGGGUAUGGUAUGGGGGCUCUGAUCUUCAAUCACGUUCAGACCGCAUACUUGAACCCAUUGAACGCGUCGCCCGACGCCGACGGCUUCUUCACCGACGAGACAAUCCUAUCGCGCGUUCCCUCACUGUUCGUAGUGUUGGGCGCCGUAUAUCUCAUUAUACAACUGAUAGCGUGUCUAUUGAUCUUCAGACCGCCGCAAUUCCCGGAUCAGAUCAUCUUCAAUGAGGGGAAGUUCCUGUUGAUUAAGUCGCCCUCAGAGUCGGUGCUGGAGUGCAGUUACAGCAGUUGCGACGAAGACUCGGGCGGUGGUGGCGGUGGGUCGCCAUCGGCUCCGGCCUCACACGCUCUCCAUAAGAUUGAUUUGUCGCCCAAAGAGGCGAUCCAUACGAACGAAUUCCUGCAGAUGUGGUUCAUGUUUGCGUUGAGUACACAAAGCGUUCAAUUCAUAAACACUAUGUAUAAGGCGUUCGGACAGGAGUUUAUUAAAGACGACCACUUUUUGGCAUUUGUCGGUUCCAUAGCGUCGGUAUUCAACGCCGGCGGACGUAUAAUAUGGGGUCAAUUGCUGGACAAGACAUCGUUCAAGACUACAUUCAUCAGCGUUUGCGCGCUUCUGUCGGCGCUAAUACUGACAUUUAUAAUCACUCAAUCAUUUCAGAGUAAACUCUUGUAUUUCAUUUGGGUUUCGGCCAUAUUUUUCACGUUUUCGGGCAUUUUUGUUAUCUUCCCGACGGCCACCGCACAGGUGUUCGGCAAAACAAACGCCGGCACUAUAUAUGGGCUCCUUUUUACGGCACCCGCGUUGUCCUCACUGGUGGGCGCACUGCUAUUCCAGAUAAUACAGAACGAGUUGGGAUGGUUUGGAUCAUUCUUCAUGGUCGCAGUGUUCACUAUAUUAGGUAUCGCUAGUAUAGGGAAAGGCGUUUUACAACAGCAGUCGUUGUGCAGCACUUGUAAGCCUCACAUCAGUAGUGGUCUAACACUGGCUUUGAGUCCAUUGAAACAGUUUAGCCGUACAUUAGUGAACACAACCGCAAUGGCAUUGCCCCGAGUCUUCUUCGACAUGACCGCCGAUGGACAGCCCGUCGGACGCAUUAUUAUGGAGGCAAAACCUACCGGUGCUCUGUCUCUACCGGUAGAUGAGGUGGAGGUGCAGUGGUUGACAGCGAACGGCACAACAGGUUUAGACAUUUGGCUGUCGUUAGGCAUGAGAUUAGAUACAGAGAAUGAGAAGCCACGGCGUCUCCACUCACGCCAUUUGCGAUCGGAUGUGACGCCGAAGACGGCCGAGAAUUUCCGCGCGUUGUGUACGGGAGAGAAGGGCUUCGGUUUCGGCGGUUCCACUUUCCAUCGGGUGAUCCCCAACUUCAUGUGUCAGGGCGGCGACUUCACCAACCAUAACGGCACCGGCGGUAAAUCCAUCUAUGGCGCCAAGUUUGCCGACGAGAACUUCACACUCAAACACACCGGACCCGGCAUUCUCUCGAUGGCCAACGCCGGUCCCAAUACGAAUGGCUCGCAAUUCUUCCUGACGACAGUGAAGACCUCUUGGCUCGACGGCAAACACGUGGUGUUUGGCUCUGUUGUCGAGGGUAUGGAUGUGGUCAAGAAGAUCGAGUCCUACGGCUCCCAAAGCGGCAAAACCAGCAAAAAGAUUGCGGUCGACAAGUCUGGCCAACUCUAACCCCACCGACUCAGGCGGCGGUCACUUGUCGUAUAUGAAUGAGCGCUCGGAACCAAUUCAUUACAGCAUAACUCUAAUUAUACCUCUAUUUUAAUGAUCAUUGAAUCCAAUCUUCAGCAACCAAUGAUCGCUUUCUUUGUUUUUCCCUCUAUUUUACAAGUCUUUACGGACCAUAAGAAUUGUCGCCCAAAUUGUGGAACCAAUUGAGUUGUUUUGUGAUUAUUUUAUACCAGAUUUUGUUCAGUUUAAUUAAUUGCAGAAUAAUUAUUGUGUUUUUACUAUUUUAAUAAUGAUUUUUAUAAAAUUUCUAUUUUCUUUUCCCUCUUUCCUUCAAUUGAUGUAAUUUCUUGAAUAUAAUGUGAGAACACUUUUCGCUCAUUCAUUACGCGUAUUAAAUAAAAUGUUUAGAAAAAUAUUGAA